CUGCAGGACCGCGACUCACGGCUUCGACAGGAAAUAGCGACGUCGCGCGCGCGCGCCGGCCCCUUUUAUAUGCCCUAGUGCCUGGCUCCGCCCCCCCCUCCCGGGGCGCGCCCGCUCUCUGCCAGGGACCAAUCGAAAGGGAGCCUUCAAGCCCCGCCCACACAAAAGGGCCGAGGAGUUCUCCCGCGAAAUUUUUCCCGCCGAGACCACGCCCCCUCACUUACGUCACGGCCGACAGAGUCAAUCGCCGCUGAAAUGGUCGGCUUCCGGCUGUAAUGAAGAACCAAUCAAGGUGGGGUGCGAAACCCUCCUGCCUCCACAGUACCUACUGACAUCUGGUCAGGAUGGAAAGCAUCUCUUGAGCUGGUUCACGGACAGAUCCCUUCUGAGUGUGGGGCUUGGAGGUCACUUCACGAAUGCUGGCUGGGCUCCUCAAGACCCAUGAAGCCAAGCACCAAGGAUGAGACUGUUCUUCUCAAAGCAGAACCGGUAGGAGUCACAGCAGGGCAGAGUCCAUGAGCCCAGCAGGCCAAUGGGAAGUCAGGCCAGAAACCAGACCACAGCACCAGGAGUCGGAGGUGGAAAACAAGCUGGAUGGCGAAACAGCGUCAGACAGCGAAUGCAAGUCCGAUGUUGCCCCAGCCGCUCCGGUGGAUGAUACACCAGAAGUGCUCAACAGGGCGCUCUCCAACCUAUCCUCAAGAUGGAAGAACUGGUGGGUCCGAGGCAUCCUGACGCUGGCAAUGAUCGUCUUUUUCUUCAUCAUCAUCUACCUGGGACCCAUGGUGUUGAUGAUGAUUGUGAUGUGUGUGCAGAUAAAGUGUUUCCAGGAGAUCAUCACGAUCGGAUACAGCGUCUAUCAUUCGUAUGAGCUCCCGUGGUUCCGAACGCUGAGUUGGUACUUCCUGCUCUGCGUGAACUACUUCUUCUACGGAGAGACGGUCACGGAUUAUUUCUUUACUCUGGUCCAGCGGGAGGAGCCCUUGAGGAUUCUCAGCAAAUACCACCGCUUCAUUUCCUUUGCCCUCUAUUUAACUGGCUUCUGCAUGUUUGUCUUGAGUCUGGUCAAGAAGCAUUAUCGGCUCCAGUUUUACAUGUUUGGCUGGACCCAUGUGACUUUGCUCAUAGUGGUCACCCAGUCGCACCUCAUCAUUCACAACCUGUUUGAAGGAAUGAUCUGGUUCAUCGUCCCAAUAUCCUGCGUCAUCUGCAAUGACAUCAUGGCCUACAUGUUUGGGUUCUUCUUUGGACGCACCCCACUUAUUAAGCUCUCCCCAAAGAAGACCUGGGAAGGCUUUAUUGGAGGCUUCUUUGCAACCGUCGUUUUUGGCCUGCUGCUGUCGUACGUGAUGUCUGGCUAUCGGUGCUUCACGUGUCCGGUGGAGUUCAACAAUGACACCAACAGCUUCACGGUGGACUGCGAGCCUUCGGAGCUGUUCCAGCUACACGAAUACAACAUCCCGUCCUUAUUCCAGUCCGUCAUCGGCUGGAAAACGGUCCGGAUGUAUCCCUUCCAAGUCCACAGUAUUGCGCUCUCCACGUUUGCAUCUCUCAUUGGUCCCUUUGGAGGAUUUUUUGCCAGUGGGUUUAAAAGAGCUUUUAAAAUCAAGGACUUUGCCAACACCAUUCCAGGGCACGGCGGCAUCAUGGAUCGGUUUGACUGCCAAUACCUGAUGGCCACCUUUGUCAACGUGUACAUUGCAAGCUUUAUCAGGGGUCCCAAUCCGAGCAAACUGAUCCAGCAGUUCCUCGCUCUGCGGCCAGAUCAGCAGCUGCACAUCUUCAACACGUUAAAGGCACACCUUGUCGAUAAGGGGGUGCUGGCAGUUUCUGAGGACCUGUAGGCACCUGUGCUGUCUGGAUGGGACUGAAUGCAGGCAAACCCACUCACUGAAGGAAACCCCCCCCCGCCCCGUCCCAGGAGCUUGCCUGAUUAAGACAGUAGCCUCUCACCUCUCUCAUCUCCCCCCCCCCCUUCUCAUUUAAAAAGGUUGCAUUUGUGGGAUUUUAAAAAAGCAAUGUAUUUCUAAGGUUUCAAGCGGACAAGUGGGGGCUUUUUAGUUGGGCAGGGGCUGCGGCCUAGAAAGAGAAGCCUAUCAAGUGUUUGGGAAGGUCAUCGUGCCUCCCCAGAUCUGCGUGGUGGUUUUUCCUCCAGAAUGUAUGGUCAGAAAGCUGCAAGAAAGGUCUUCUCGUUGCUUCUGGAAGAGCGCGUGAAAAGAAGGUGGACGAAGACAGAGAGACUGCACUGAACAGAGUGUUUAUUAACCAAAAAAACUGGUGUGUGGCAUUUCAGCAUAUGACACACGUACUAGAGUCCCGCUCUCCAGUUUCGCCUUCAUUGUGUGGUGGACCCAGCACGUGUUUACAGGGGGCAGAGAAGCUACUGGAGCCCUCCAGGGGCCUCGAUCCGUGUCCGAGAAGAAGUGAGCCACGUUCCCCACCUCCCUGCUGCGUUGGCAUAUGGCGGGGUCGUCACCUGGCCUUUCGGGCGAUGUGUCCAUCUCGUAAUAGGGGCUAGAUCUGCCACAGGCAGCCUGGCCCCAUUGUAGGAAUCGGUCCUUUCUCUGCCACAAUUCCGGUGACCCAGGGUUCUUCACAUGGACUCGCAAAGGCAAAUGGGGUGCCCUGCAGCUUUCCUGGGGGGCAGCGGCUCAGACUUGUGGGACAUUCCUCGGCGGGUUCUAGCAGUAAAACCCCUCGCCUUGCUUCUGCGCGGAUUCGGCGAUAUGGAAGCUGCACAAGCAGAAAGGUGCUGCUGAAAGGUCUCCAGCUGUCUUGGUGAGGUUGGCGCAUCUCUGGUGUCACGGAGGUCCAGCCAGAAAAGGGAUGUGACACUCAACUGCUGGGCCGUGUGGGGAGGAUGGGAAACCCAGAGGAGAGGACUCUCCUUCAAGACCCGAGAGAGAACGUCUCAGAUCUUUACUGAACCAGAGUGAGCAAAUGGCUGUGGAGAAAACAAGAAGUCUGCUAAAGAAAAGCAAACUAUUAUUUUUUAAGGAUUUUUCUCCCCUCUCCACAAAUCCUACUGAAUAAUGUUUUUAAAAUAAUCUUUCUUCAUUUUACUGGAUGAAAAGCAGAAGGGUGUAGUGUGUAAAAUAUAUGCAUAUUGAUGCAGAAAACCUGAUUUCUUGGAAGAUGAGGAAAAGAGAAAUCCUCAGCAGCUGUGUUCCCAUGUUGGGAAAACCAUUGUCCAGUUUCUCCCAGAUAUGAGAGUACUAUCAUAUCUGGGAGAAAUGAUCAGAAUUCUAGUCCUCAUGGUGAUGGUAAACUCCUGUCUGGGCUGUACCACUUGAGAUGUCAAGUGGAGGUUGGUGUGACUGAAUGCUUCACCUCCCACCAAAAAGGGGUUAAGCUAGAACUCUUCUUCCCAAUAAACUGGUUUUCUGUGUGGCGUUGUCCAUCCUGACAGACUUCCACAAGCAGUCUGAAGUGGUACAGCCCCAACCUGAGCUGAGGACUAGGCCUUGGAAUAAAAUGCAUACUGGAUUGGCGGUUGUGCGUCUGGGAAUGCAACAGAAGCUUCUCCACCCGGCGAUAGCAUCCAGGGAUGGUCUUGGCCCCGGCAGCUAGGACUUUUUCUUUGUGAGGGAGGGGAGGGUGAGGCGUCUCCGAGAACACCCUUUGAAGUCGGGAGCUUGUCUCACCAGCAGGGGGAGCCCUUCUCCAAACUGGCACUAGGCAGAUCUUUCCAGCCUGGGAGGCUGACACGGCACCGUGUGGCAUGGAACUACUGGAGUGGGCAUCUUGGAGAUAUUGUCACACCGUUGGCUGGGAAGAAAAGAAAGAAAGAAAGAAUGCCCCCCUCCAAACGCUCUGUGUGAAGAGUGCCCUCCCCCUUUAAACAGCCCUUUGCUGACUCUUCCAGGUUGCUCUUACUCUCUCCCCAGUCUUAGGCGCAAGCUCCAGAAGGGCAAACGUGCAUUUGAAGCUGCCUGGCCGGGGUGUGUGUGUGUAACCAAGGGGUGAAGGGCUCCCUCUUGGCUGCUUCUCUGCUCCCUCCCCUAAAGCUGCGCUGCUGUCGUGUCACAUGCAUGCACGUAGCUUGCAGGGUGGGCCACGUGUGCAGCAAUGCCACACACACACGCGCGUGCCCCCCGGAUGCCGCUCUCUAGCUUGUAAGCAUAAUUGGCAUAAAUGCCCAGCGCCCGUGUCUGGGCGGCUUCCUGGCCUGCAGAGACUCCUGCGAGGGGCAGGUGCCUUCCGAGGAGCAGCCCUCCCGCUUCUGUCUCUGCUCGGGAACAUGCUGCAGUUAGCUCCGCGCAAAACCCAACCGGUCUCUGUUCAGGGGGUGGGAGUGCCUCUUCGGAGUGUGAUUCAGCUUUGCAGGCAGCCUUCCGUUUCAAGCUGGGCUGCUUUACUUUUGAGUCCAGCUGGGGUGUGCUGGUUCCCCCCCCUUUCUCUUCUGAAUGAUGGCGGCGUGUUUUUCCUUUGGUAUAAUUUCCCUUGUUUUCCAAGUGUUCCUUUUCAUUUCAGCCCUUCAUGCAUGCCGUUCUCCCCCCCCCCCCCCCAGUUGAUUGAAAAAUGUGAAUUCGUUUCUAACGAUGGAGACUCCCGCGGUUUAAAGCAUUGCAUUAGUAGUCUAGGCUUUAAGCAGAGCGUGUUUUUAAGCAGAGCGUGUUUUGUUUAUUACAUCACUGUGGUGGAUCUAGAACUCCACCGUAUGCAAAGUUGCUGUUCUCUGUGCCCUUCUUACUCUCUUUUCAGCAGAACUACAAAAGCCCAGUUCAAUAAAAUCAGCAGGAUCAAGAAGAAAAGUAUUUCCUGGACUCUACCACUUGAGACAGCAGGGGUGCGGGUAUGUGAUACGCCCUGAAUCCUCCUCUUUGAAACAAGCAGCCUGCAUUAAAACAGGAUUUCUGGGAGAAGGCAUCCUAAUUUCUGCUAUCCCGUUAUUCUGUGGGUUCAUGGAGGAGUCUUCAAGCACGUAGCCUUCCACCCCUGCUGGAAUGGUGAAGGCCAAGAAGUGUUUUAUCCCAUCUCCUGAUUCUUAUAAACUGACCUUCAUUCAAGCUGUGUUAGAGACUCUCCUUUGUUUCUGACCUCUCGGUUAACCAUUGGGGAAAGAGAGACUCACAGCACUAUUUAUAGAUCUCUGAAGGUUUGCUGUCCAAAGCGAGCACACGGAAAGGAUUCUUCCAAGCUGGCUAACUUAUAGUUCGGUUGAAUAAAAGACGUUUUGUCUCCUGUGCUGGGCAUUCUCCAGGCGCCUUGGCCUGGGUGGCUCUUUGCAGUGGCCACGGAGCUGCUAAAAGCCAAGUGGGUCACUGGGACAGAGCCGUCGGAGUGUUGAUGGACGGGAGGCCAGCUGCCGUUGGAGUGCCCUCUUAGCCAGCGCAGGGAAGGCCGCAUGUUGAGUUGGCCGCUUGAUUGCUUGAGCUCAUUAAAAGGUCGUCUCUUAAUUACACGUAGGUCAGGUUCGAAUCACUUGGUUAAGGAGAGCCCUUGCCUCUCUCUCAGUGGGACGGACCAGGAUCUUGGGCCGCUGAAGCCGGCCUCUGUUUCGGGAGCAGGUUCAAGCCCUGCCGAUGGGCAUAUGGGGCGGGGCUGAGGCUGCCGCUGCCCUGGGCUUGGCAAGCAGCCUGCAAGGUCAGUUCUCUUGGCUCAGCGGAGCAUCCUGGUGCGGUGUGUGUCGUAUUUACCCAAGCAGCUAGCUCUCCACUGGCAAAGACACAGGAGGGGACGUCAGGAGCCCCCCUCGGCUCCGGCCCGGCUGUAAUGCUGACAGCCACUGCGGGUCAUUAAUACGCUGCGACAUUAAAAGAUGGCAAUCUAGCUGAAAAUACAGCAUGUGUUUCACCUCUGAGGCAGUCCUAAGAGGAGUAUAAUGAGGCCACCCGUUGUAAUACCAAGCGUGAACACUGGAGGGCGUGUUGGUUCCUCACCCAGAUGGAAAGGACUGGUUUUCAGUGAUCUUUCAUGAAGACACACAUCCCACCCCACCCCACCCCCCCACACACAAUCCCGUCUUUUGAUUUUUGGAGCAGAACAUCAGGGAGCAAAAGGCAGUUCGUCGCCAGGAUGCAGUGGAAGUGCUCAGGGGGCAGUCCGAAAUACAGCUGCAGUAUCUGAUGGCAAAAAAGCUUUCUCUUCCCACCUUUGUCCAGAAGGACCAUCUUCGGUUUUCAGACUCUGUAACCUUCAGACCAGGCAUGUCCAAUUUCCGAAUUAGCCUGCAGGGACUGUGCCCUUUCCUCAGCGGGCUAGCCAGGUGCAGAGGCAUACUGCAAAAAGGCUGGUAGCUGGGUGAACAUCAGGGGCAUCUCUCUGCGCUGCCCAGAGCUCACCUGAGCCCAGGUGGGCCACAGUUGUGGAGGCCUUGAAGAGCAGUGUCAGGGAUGCCUCUUUCCCUGCAAGGGCAGAGCUGGGCCCAAGUAUUAUUCUGCUUUUCUUAGAGCUACGGAAGCCUAAGCCCAGGGGAAUGAGAGACAUCAAUAAGGGGUGUCAAUGGGCUGGAUCACCAGUUGGGCACCAGAGAGUUGGCAGUGAUAUUGCAAGUAGGAUUUGAAGGGAUGACUGAGUGGAGUUCGGAGGAACUGGAGGAAUACUGCAAGUCCAGAUGGCAGGCUUGGUUUCCUUCCUCUCUUCUCCCCCCCCCCCACCAAUCAAAAGGUCUUGUGCUGUUGCUGAGCUUCAUAACUAGUGCAAAGUUUUAAGGUGUUGGAAACUUGAUGGCGGCUUCAUGGCCUGGGCUGCGCAUUCAGCAGAAGGAUUGGGUGGGAGUUCUGGAAGAUGGGCAGCCCCAUUUCAGAGGUGGACUAUCGCCUUGUGGAAUGCCCCCUGAUGUGAGAAACAAAGGAGAACUUGCAGGUGGGAAGCUAGCACAACAGGAAACAAGCUGGACUAGAUUAGUAGUUUUCUGCUUGCAAGGGGAUGGUUUGCUUGGAAGGUCGGUGUGUCGGUUUGCUUGGAAGGUCGGUGUGUCGGUUUGCUUGGGCAGGUCUAGAUUAGCAGUUUUUCUGCUUGCAAAGGGGUUGGUUGGUUGUGCUCCUACUUAGAGAAGUCUAAGAUGGAAGAUGGCCUACUCUACCACCUCCGGAUUCUGCUGCAGGUGCAGACCAACACCUCAAGGCUCGGUUGCAAGGGUUUUGAAGAGGGGCUCCAGAAUCUCUCCCAGUAUGUCUCCCGGGUUUUCCUCAGGGCAGCUCUUGACCCGCGGCAAUCAGGACAGCCCCCCACAGAGGUCUGAGCCUAGCAAGACUCCGAAAGGUUUCUGCAUUCCAUGACUGCCUUUUGACAAGAGGUUUUCCCCAGUGCGUUGAAGCAAUCUCCUCUCCAUGCUUUGAACUUGCAUCAUCCAUGCGUUUGCAUGCUCUCGCCGCCCUCCCCAAAAUAUCAUGUCGGCAGGCUCUUCUCCCCACCUGAUACCUUUUGCUAGCAGCUCUGUAUGUUUGAAGGGGUGGGUGUAGCUUAGCUAGCAGAACACCUUAGUCAGCAAUACUACUCCCUCGUCGGCAUGUCCUGUGUCAAUGAGAACUUGUGAGCCCCUUGAUGCCUGUCACUCUUGCAGGAGCUACGCUCUGUACUGCUGAGAACUCCUCUCUCCCUCCCCAACUUGGUCACUCUUUUUCAGAUUAGGUGUAUUUAUUCUAUUCAUGCCAUUUGCUUAUCUCUCUGUGCAUUGUGCCCGUGUGGGGGUUGUUUUUUAAAACUUUUGGCAGGUGUGGGGGAUGUCAAUUUUUUUUGCAAAUACACAUAGAUUUGCCUUUUGGGGGGGGGGUGUUCUCCGACUGUCAGAAUGUGAGAUAAUGUAUAAAUGUAUUUUAACCUAUUUAUAUACUGUAAUGUUUACUGUUAAAUAAACUCUAUCUAAAUUG
This is a messenger RNA of Hemicordylus capensis (graceful crag lizard), 7814 nucleotides long. It is a transcript of the gene CDS2, whose product is annotated as CDP-diacylglycerol synthase 2. The transcript is spliced from 14 exons. Gene Ontology annotation, cellular component: endoplasmic reticulum membrane. Lineage: Eukaryota; Metazoa; Chordata; Lepidosauria; Squamata; Cordylidae. Bases 516 to 1844 code for a protein of 442 amino acids. The record is from RefSeq and is a predicted model, not a curated record. Gene Ontology annotation, molecular function: phosphatidate cytidylyltransferase activity.